AUGGGGUCCUGCGCCGUCGAUGGCGCGUGCGUUUCCAGUCCCAACUACCCGGGCCAGUAUCCCGACGGUGAAGGCUGCAUAAUCCAGGUGGCGCCAUUGGAUCCGGAACGCCCGCUCGCAAUCGAUGUCGUCGACUUCUCCACGGAGUGGAGCUGGGAUCUGCUGACCGUGAAUGGUGUUGACUACUCCGGAACGAACGGGCCAGAAGGAGUCCUGCCAACCGGAAACAUCACGUGGAACGCAGACGCUUAG
This is a messenger RNA of Symbiodinium natans, 252 nucleotides long. NCBI's taxonomy places the organism in Eukaryota, Dinophyceae, Suessiales, Symbiodiniaceae. The record is from the annotation of a GenBank genome assembly.